AUGGUCACAAGUAUAUUAAUUGUUUGUCUGACUUCUCCAAAAUCGAAAGUUCAAUCGUGUGAACUAAAAUUUAUACCAACUCCUCGAAACCCGAUUGAGUAUAAUUUUGGUCUUCGAUCAGCUGCCGUUGGCAAUUUUAACAAUGAUGAACAAUUAGAUAUUGUUGUCGCCAAUAAUGUCGUUGAUAGUAUAUCUGUAUUUCUUGGAUAUAAUAACGGUGCUUUUGAAAGUAAAAUGAUUUACUCAACCGGUUUACAUUCUGCGCCAUACAUGGUAGCCAUCGGUGAUUUUAACAACAAUCAUCACACGGAUAUUGCUGUCGCAUAUUUCGGUACUAAUAGCAUCGGUAUAUUUCUUGGAUUCGGAAACGGUUCUUUUACUAAUACAACAGUAAUUUCAACUGGUUCAUCUCGUCCAAUCUGGAUACAUCUAGUUGAUCUCGAUAAUGACACAUUACUCGAUAUCGUUACAGCUAAUUAUGGAACUGAUAGUAUUAGCAUAUUUUAUGGAUCUGGAGAUGGACGUUUUGCAUAUCCGAUGACAAUUUCAACCGGCUAUGAUUCUUCGCCAUUCUCGGUCAUCAGUGCAGAUUUUAACAAGGAUAAUCAAUUAGAUCUUGCUAUUGCCAAUUAUGGUACAAAUAAUAUAGGUAUAUUUCUUGCAAGUGGUAACAGAAUCUAUUUACAUCAGCAGGUGUUUUCAACUGGAAUUAAUUCCCAUCCAUAUUCGCUCAUCGUUGGCUAUUUUAAUGAUGACAGUUUAUUAGAUAUUGCUGUCGCUAAUCAUGGAACAAACAAUGUCGGUGUAUUUCUAGGCAACACCAACGCCACUUUUACCAGUCAAACAACAUACUCACUUAAUACUUCUUCACCAUAUUCUAUUGGUCUUGGUGACUUCAACAAAGACUAUCGACUUGAUUUAGUCAUCAGUAAUCAAGGUACUAAUAAUAUAGGAAUGUUACUGGGACUCGGUAAUGGCAGUUUUUCUGAAGCAACCAUGAGUUCAACUGGCUCUUCUUCUUCAAUCUCUCUUGCUGUAGCUGAUUUCAACAAAGACAAUCUGCUUGACGUUAUUAUCAUUAGCAACGAUACUGGCAGUAUACGCAUUCUUUUUGGUUAUGAUGAAGGCUUUGAACCACAAAAAUCGUAUCCAACUGGCAGUAAUCCACGGUCUGUAGCUAUUGGUGAUUUCAACAAUGACACUCGAUUGGAUAUUGUCGUUAUUAAUUUCGAUGACAACACUACAAGUGUACUUCUCGGAUAUGGUAAUGGUUCUUUUGCAAAUCAAACUACCUAUUCAACUGGCAUUUCGCCAUAUUCUGUAGCUGUUGGUGAUUUCAACAAUGACGCUCGACAGGAUAUCGUUGUUGCUAACUGGAAUGACAACACUACAAGUGUACUUCUCGGAUAUGGUAAUGGUUCUUUUGCAAUUCAAACCACGUAUCCAACUGGGUCUGGACCAUCUUCUGUUGCUGUUGGUGAUUUCAACAAUGACACUCAACUAGAUAUCGUCGUUGCUAAUUCGGAUAACAACACUGUAAGUGUACUUCUCGGAUAUGGAAAUGGUUCUUUUGUAAAUCAAAUUAUAUAUUCAACUGGCUCUCAUCCAGAAUCUGUAGCUAUUGGUGAUUUCAACAAUGACACUCGACUGGAUAUCGUUGUUGCCAAUCAGGGUGACAACACCGUAAGUGUACUUCUCGGAUAUGGCAAUGGUUCUUUUGCAAAUCAAACUACAUAUUCAACUGGCUCUCAGCCAGUUUCUGUAGCUGUUGGUGAUUUCAACAAUGACACUCGAUUGGAUAUCGUCGUUGCUAAUCCUGGUGACAACACUUUAAGUGUACUUCUCGGAUAUGGCAAUGGUUCUUUUGCAAAUCAAACUACGUAUCCCACUAACCCUAACCUAUUUUCUGUAGUUGUUGGUGAUUUCAACAAUGACACUCGACUGGAUAUCAUCGUUGCUAACUUUGGUGACAACACUGUAAGUGUACUUCUCGGAUAUGGCAAUGGUUCUUUUGCAAACAAAGUUGAAUAUUCAACUGGCAUUAAUCCAUUCCCUUUAGCUGUUGGUGAUUUCAACAAUGACACUCGACUAGAUAUCGUCGUUGCUAACUCUGGUGACAGCACUGUAAGUCUACUGCUUCAUUAUAGCAAAGGAUCUUUAGGUAACGAAAUAAGUUUUGCACCUGGUGGUGGUUCUCGUCUGCGAUAUGUUGCUGUCGCUGAUUUUAACAAUGAUACGAUGUUAGAUUUAAUCGUCGUUAAUUAUGGCACUAAUGAUAUAGGUGUACUUCUUGGAAAUGGCAAUGAAUCAUUUUUAGAGCAGAAAACGUUUCCAACAGGCUCAAAUCCAUAUUCGCUUGCCAUAGGUGAUUUCAAUAAUGAUGGUCAACAUGAUUUUGCAGUAGCCAAUUAUGGUUCUAAAACCAUUGAUAUGCUUGUUGGAAAUGGAAAGGGAACAUUUACACGUCAAGUAACUUAUGGAUCUAGCUUGAUUUUCGCUCCUGUAGCUGUUACUACUGGUGAUUUCAACAAUGAUGGACAGUCAGAAAUGGAUCUAUAUGAAUAUUAUAUCAUCCGAUUUAAACUUAAUUUAACAACUUCGAUUAUUGUCGCAUAUGGCAAUACUGAUAAUAUAGAUAUAUUUGUUACAUUUGAUACUGGCGCUUUUAGAAAUCAACUAACGUAUUCGACUGGCAGUUCUCCGCAUCCUGUAGUUGUUGGUGAUUUCAACAACGACACUCGACUAGAUAUCGUCGUUGCUAAUUCUGGUGAAAACACUGUAAGUGUACUUUUCGGAUAUGGCAAUGGUUCUUUUACAAAUCAAACCACAUAUUCAACUGGCUCUUAUCCAAUUUCUGUAGCUGUUGGUGAUUUCAAUAACGACACUCUACUGGAUAUCGUCGUUGCUAACUAUGGUGAUAACACUGUAAGUAUACUUCUCGGAUAUGGCAAUGGUUCUUUUGCAAAUCAAAUGAAAUAUUCAACUGACUUUGCAACAGUUUCUGUAGCUGUUGGUGAUUUCAACAACGACACUCGAUUGGAUAUUGUCGUUGCUAACUUUGGUGACAACACUGUAAGUGUACUUCUCGGAUAUGGCAAUGGUUCUUUUGCAAAUCAAAUAAAAUAUUCAACUGGCUUUGCACCAUUUUCUGUAGCUGUUAGUGAUUUCAACAAUGACACUCGACUGGAUAUCAUCGUUGCUAACUUUGGUGACAACACUGUAAGUGUACUUCUCGGAUAUGCCAAUGGUUCUUUUGCAAAUCAAAUAAAAUAUUCAACUGGCUUUGCACCAUUUUCUGUAGCUGUUGAUGAUUUCAACAAUGACACUCGACUGGAUAUCAUCGUUCCUAAUUCUGGUGAAAACACUGUAAGUGUACUUCUCGGAUAUGGCAAUGGUUCUUUUACAAAUCAAAUGAAAUAUUUAACUGGCAAUUCACCACAUUCUGUAGCUAUUGAUGAUUUCAACAAUGACACUCGACUGGAUAUCGUUGUAGCCAACCGAGGGGACAAUACUGUAAGUGUACUUCUCGGAUAUGGCAAUGGUUCUUUUGCAAAUCAAACGUUGUAUUCAACUGGCAUUUUUCCAUAUUCUGUAGCUGUUGGUGAUUUUAACAAUGAUACUCGGCUCGAUAUUGUGGCAGCUAAUCAUGGUAGCAACACUAUAAGUAUAUAUCUUGGUUACUUAAAUCAGAACUUUCAAUACCAAAUGACACUGAUAACUGGUAAGAGGUCUGUUCCGCGAUCAUUAAUUGUUGGCGAUUUUAACAAUGAUACUUUUAUGGAUAUUGCUGUCGCGAAUUCAGGCACUAAUAAUAUUGGUAUUUUCCUUGGAUUUGGCAAUAGUUCUUUUUUAAAUCAAACAACCUUUGCAACUGGCUCUGGUGCAUGGUCUUUAGCUGUUGCUGAUUUAAAUAACGAUAGUCGAUUAGAUAUUAUUGUCAGUAAUAUUAAUGAUAGCAAUAUUAGUGUAUUUCUCGGUUAUGGGAAUGGAUCUUUUACGAAUCAAACAAUAUAUUCAACUGGAAUUAAUUCUGAACCUUACUCAGUUGC
Molecule: messenger RNA, 4049 nt
Organism: Adineta steineri
Lineage: Eukaryota; Metazoa; Rotifera; Eurotatoria; Adinetida; Adinetidae
Source: the annotation of a GenBank genome assembly